Prunus armeniaca (apricot) is the source of this 1482-nucleotide messenger RNA. The record is from the annotation of a GenBank genome assembly. NCBI's taxonomy places the organism in Eukaryota, Viridiplantae, Streptophyta, Magnoliopsida, Rosales, Rosaceae.
AUGCAACUCAGUCCUCAUUCAGUAGAAGUCAAAAAAGUCAAGGGCUGCACCCUGCAGUUGUUACAUACACAGAAGAAGAAGGGUGAAGCGAAAGAAACCAAAUCUUUGCUGAGUGCCUUUGACAUCCUGACCAUGGCAACCAUGCGAAUGCUUCUCUUUCUGGCUAUCUUCUAUUCUGCAGGGAUUUGCAUGAUCUCCUCUGUCACAGACCCCAACGAUGGUAUGUUCUUGCAUGAUCUCCUCUUUUAUCUUGUCGAUCCAGCUGCUGUGCUCCUAUCCUUGAAGAAUUCGUGGCAAAAUACGCCACCCAGUUGGGACAAGUCAAAUGAUCCCUGUGAUUCCCGGUGGGAGGGAGUCACCUGCAACAAUUCAAGGGUGUCUGGACUGGGAUUAUCAAACAUGAGCCUCAAGGGGAAACUUUAUGGUGACAUUGGUGGACUCACUGAAUUAAGAUCCUUGGACCUUUCCUUCAACCCUGGCCUCACAGGUCCUCUCUCUCCAAGAUUAGGGAAUCUGAAAAAUUUAAGUAUCCUGAUCCUAGCUGGUUGCAGCUUCAAUGGUGAAAUUCCAGAUGAAUUAGGCAAUCUUGCAGAGCUAUCCUUCUUGGCUCUGAAUUCAAAUAACUUUUCUGGUGCCAUACCCCCUUCUUUGGGCAAACUCUCGAAACUCUACUGGCUGGACCUGGCAGACAAUCAAUUGACUGGAACAAUUCCAAUUUCGACCUACCAUUCCCCUGGCUUAGACCUCCUGUUGAAGGCUAAACACUUCCAUUUGAACAAGAACCAGCUUUCAGGUGUCAUACCGGCCAAACUUUUCAGCUCUAAGAUGGCACUGAUACAUUUGUUGCUUGACGGAAAUAGAUUUACUGGUACUAUCCCAGUAACAUUAGGACUUAUUAAGACUCUUGAGGUUCUUCGGCUUGAUACAAAUGCUCUGGCUGGAAGUGUCCCCUCAGAUCUUAACAACCUUACGAAUGUCAACGAAUUAAAUUUGGCCCACAACUACUUGUCAGGCCCUCUACCUGACUUAAGUGGAAUGAAUUCCCUCAAUUAUGUAGACCUUAGCAACAACUCAUUUGACCCAUCAGAAGCUCCACUUUGGUUCUCAACCUUACCCUCACUCACCACUUUGGCCAUAGAAUUUGGAUCACUUCAAGGGGUUGUGCCAGAGAAGCUUUUCAGCCUUCCAAAUUUACAACUGGUGAAGCUCAAAUACAAUGCGUUUAACGGUACAUUGAACAUGGGCGAUAGCAUCAACCCACAACUGCAGCUUGUUGAUCUGCAGAACAAUCAGAUUUCCAGAAUAAUUCUGGACUUUUCGGGAACCCGGUUUGCAGCAGCAGUUCUGGUGCAUCAAAUGCUACUUUCUGUCAGCCUCCCCAUCAAACUACAAAAUCUUAAAUGGUCAAUCAAGAUGAGAGCUUUUGGCCAACUAGUGGAAAAUGGUGCAAAAGUGGGGAUGCCUGUGUAUAGCUUCAUCUAA